UGGUGUAAAUUUGGACGUGUAUAUCUCCAUAUACACGUUCAUAUACACCUUGCUAAAAUAUACACCUCUCAGUUUUUCAGUGGAACGUGUAAAUUUGGACGUGUAUAUUCCAACGGCUAUAUUUUCAAACAGCUAUAUUUUCAACGGCUAUAUUUUCAACGGUCGUAUUUCUCUAUAUAAACCACCCCUACCAUCUUUCUUCUAGCACUUCUAUCUGUGACUUCUCUUCUCACCUAGAUUUCUCUAUCGUCUCUCACGCAACACAAUGAACACAUCCACUUUGGACAUGAGUUCUUCGUCAUCUUCAUCUGGCGACGAUGAACUCAUACUUGCAGCAUUCGCCGAGCGCGAGGAGGAAGAGAGGAUGAACGCUCGACGCCAUGGCGGUUCCAAGCAUGGACGUCAAACAAUCAAUCGAGGAAGAGAUGCCGGAUUUGUUCUUCUGUGGGACGACUACUUCAAAGAAGUUCCUCGCUAUCCCGAACAUUUGUUUCGACGAAGAUUUAGGAUGUCCCGUAAUUUGUUCAAACGCGUAGCCGAUGGUAUACUUGAGCAUGAUUAUGAUGGUUAUUUUACUCAAAAAAGAAGUGCUUCUGGAGCUCUUGGGUUACAUCCUCUGCAAAAGAUGACCGCGGCAAUGCGGAUGCUGACAUAUGGAAUAGCAGCUGAUGGUGCUGAUGAGUACAUCCGGUCCGCUGAGGCUACUAAUUUAGAGUCUUGCAAGAAAUUUGUGAUCAAAGUUUGUGAAGUUUUUGGGGAAAGGUACCUGAGAUCUCCAAAUGAAGAAGACAUUGCUAGGUUACUUGCAAUAGGGGAGGAAAGAGGAUUUCCUGGUAUGUUAGGGAGCAUAGAUUGCAUGCACUGGGGUUGGAAAAAUUGCCCCAAGAAAUGGCAUGGCAUGUUUAAAGGCCAUGUCAGCGAGCCCACUAUGAUCUUGGAAGCAGUUGCUUCACAAGAUCUUUGGAUUUGGCAUGCUUAUUUUGGUUUACCAGGGUCUCUGAAUGAUAUAAAUGUUCUUCAACGUUCUCCUGUUUUUACAAAGCUAGCUGAAGGCCAAACUCCUCCAGUGAAUUAUAGCAUCAAUGGCCAUCAGUACACAAUGGGGUAUUAUCUUGCAGAUGGUAUCUAUCCACGGUGGGCAACAUUUGUGAAGAGCAUACCAGCUCCAGAUACCAGAAAACAUAAAACUUUUGCCAAGAGGCAAGAGGGGGCUAGGAAAGAUGUGGAACGAGCCUUUGGAGUUCUUCAAUCCCGUUUUGCCAUUGUUCGUGGACCUGCUAAAGGAUGGAAACGUAAAGAAAUCGGUGAUGUCAUGAAAGCUUGUGUCAUAAUGCACAAUAUGAUAGUUGAAGAGGAGCGACAAACUGGUCGGCAAAGCUGCACUUUUGAGGCAAUGGGAGAAAGAGUCACGGUCUCUCGUACUCAUGCGGAACAACUGAGCUCUUUUAUUCAGAUGACUCACCGGAUUAGAAAUCAAGGUGAACAUGAUCAGCUUAAACUUGAUCUAAUUGACCAUGUGUGGCAAAAGUUUGGAAACGAGUGAUGUCCUAGUUAUAAGUCUGUAAUCCGUUUCUUUUCAUCUAGUUUUAAUUUAUGCAAUGAGUGAUGUAAUCCAUGAAUUUAUAGCUAUCAAUAAAAUAUUUAUGCAA
Messenger RNA from Aegilops tauschii subsp. strangulata, 1649 nucleotides. NCBI's taxonomy places the organism in Eukaryota, Viridiplantae, Streptophyta, Magnoliopsida, Poales, Poaceae. The record is from RefSeq and is a predicted model, not a curated record.